AUGGCACUCGGUGGUGGCGCGGAAUUGGCAAUGAUGUGUGAUAUUGUGUAUUGCGGUGACGAUGCCUUGUUCGGCCAGCCUGAAAUUAUCAUUGGUACUAUUCCGGGCGCCGGAGCAACCCAGCGCAUGCCAAGAGUGGCUGGCAAAUCAUUUACCAUGGAAACGAUCCUCACCGGAAAUCGAUAUAAUGCUUUUGAAGCGAAACGUAACGGAAUUGUGAGUAAGAUAUUUCCACGCGAAAAUCUUGUUGAAGAAAGUAUUAAGACGGCAGAGAGAAUUGCACGACAUUGUUCCAUUUCGGUUCUAAAAACUAAGCAGGUCAUAAAACGUGCUUACGAGAUGCCACUUAGAGAAGCAGAAAGAAUCGAUGCUAAAGGCGCUAUUGAUGUUGUUGUUGUCGAACAGCCAAACGGCGAAUACAAAUCGACCCCAUUCCAUGUUCGUUUUGGAAAAUACGGAGUUUUCAGUUACAAUGACAAGUAUGUUGAUAUCUCGGUAAACGGGUACGAACUCGAUCUGAAAAUGAAACUCGCUGAUAGCGGCGUUGCUUUUUUCGUUGAAGAGACUGAUGAGACGGUUCCCGAUUAUUUGCUGACCUCGCCACUUCCCGAAAAAGAGACAACGGCACACAGCAAUUCAGAUAUCGAUAAGACACUUGCCGACAAAACGCUCGCCGAAACUGUCCAAAAAUUAGAACAUCAAUCGGCCGAAUAUGAACGCGAAAACGAUAAUCUUGAAGAGAAAAGCCGCUCAUCGAGUCCCGACGGCGGGCAGGGAAAAGCGAGAGAGCCGAAACAAGAACAAUCGUUGAGUCAGGUUCAAAGAAAACAUACACUUCCGCUUCAAAGUUCGGUAUUCAGUGAUCGCCGUUACAGAUCUCUCCCCGAUUUGACUGUUUUGGACGACGACGGAUUGCAAGGUGAACACGAUAAAUACGAAAACAACCGAGCGAAGGAAAGUGAAGACGUGCCAAAAAAUAAAAAACCUCGUCCUUUCCUUCAUUCUCAUUCGCAAUGCUCAAACUUGGAUAGAAAAAUGGCUCACAAAUCAAAUGAUGAGAUAAUUAAUUCUCUUCGUCGCGAGACCCAUGACUUUGAUAGAAAAUUUCCGUCACGCAAGAAGAGCCGUGUCACGUUCGUGACUCCGGUUCGCUCGAAGCCGAUUGCCAUAAUGACAACCGAAUACAACGAUUCUGAAUCAGAAUUUGACUCGUCGGUUGCUUCAUCUGUUAAUUCUUCGCCAUCUCCGUCCCUUGUUGAUCAACGCGAGAUUGAUAGGAUUGCAGAUGGAGCACUCUCAGACUCAGAGAUUGACAGGCAACGAGACAGAAAUUCUACCCCCGAAGCUCAUGAUGUAACUGAUUGGAAAUGGGGAGAAUUGCCAGAAACGCGCGAAACAAAUAAUAAGAGACAAGCGCCGAAAUCACAAAUUUGGAGUUGGAAGUUUUGGUCAUCGCGAUCGAAUGAACACGGUGAACCGGCGUAUGAGGAACAAGAGCAAGGAAUUACUCUAGAGGAGCUUGAAAAAGCCACUUCUGAUCCAAUCAACAUGGAGAAGUAUUUAGGAAAACCACAGAGCGUAGCUUCCUUUGAUAGCGGUCACGUUUCCAGAGGUGUUUCACAGCCGUCGUCGCCGGUUUCAACACAUAAUGACUACAUUGGAGAGCCAUCGUCAAGCACGGAAAAGACGCCAACAAAAGAAUCGAUGCAAAUGAAUGAUUUUGAGGAAAAAGGACAUCGCUGCAGAGCUUCCAGUGAUUUAGCUUUGAGCGAAGAUGAACUUGAAGAAAAAAUUCAAAAUGGUCAAAAAUAUAUGCAGUCGCUUCGUUUGUCAUCAGAUAAACUCAAAUCUUUAAAUUUGGUUCAUGGUGCAAAUGAAUGCCGUUUCUCAAUAACUACUAAAUAUCAGGGAACUACGUGGUGUAGCUGCAACAUAUAUUUGUACAAAUGGUAUGAACAACUUGUGAUAUCUGAUAUUGACGGAACUAUAACCAAGAGUGAUGUUCUUGGACAUGUGAUUCCAGCGAUUGGGGGAACAUGGGCGCAUGCUGGUGUCGCCGAGCUGUACACUAGAAUUAAAAACAAUGGGUAUAAAAUGGUAUAUCUCUCUUCCCGUGCGAUCGGUCAAAGUCAUACAACAAAGCAAUACUUGAAAAGUGUUGCACAGGACUCAAAACAGUUGCCAGAUGGGCCAGUGCUUUUGUCACCUACGAGUAUUUUGACUGCGUUCCGAAGAGAAGUCAUUGAAAGACGGCCAGAAGAGUUCAAAAUUGCUGCUCUUGCGGAUCUAAAACAACUGUUUCCCACGGGAAAUCCAUAUUAUGCUGGUUUCGGAAAUCGUGAAACGGACGUGGUGUCCUAUCGUGCUGUAAAAGUUCCACCGGCGCGAAUUUUGAUUAUUGAUUCCAGUGGACGUGUGAAACGCGCGGAUUCGGUUGGAAUCAUUAGCAGUUAUAAGACAAUGGCUAAUGAGACUGUCGAUUACUUAUUUCCACCACUUUCGAUUCAUGUCCGAGAUGACGUGAAAAAAACCGAAAGACUUGCAUCCGCAUGGAGCAAACCUCUCGAGCAUAGUGAUUUCACUCAUUGGAAAGUUGCGACUGAGAAAGAUGUGAUUGAUAUUGAUGAUGAAGAGCUGAAGGCGUACGAAGAGAAACGAAAAAUCUCAAUGUUAACGGCGAAGAAGAAAUGA
Caenorhabditis bovis is the source of this 2691-nucleotide messenger RNA. The record is from the annotation of a GenBank genome assembly. Lineage: Eukaryota; Metazoa; Nematoda; Chromadorea; Rhabditida; Rhabditidae.